AAAGUGAAAUUAAAACGCAUACAUACAUAACGGUUCUGGUGUGGGUCUGAUUUUAGUAUCUUCUGCUGAGACAAAUCAGAUGUGCUCAAGGAUAGAGUUGAUAUAAAUAUAUUGAAGAGAGAAAAAUGGGAUCAUCAGAGUCUACACCAGUGCCACGGCCACCAUCACCACCACCACCAAAUCCAGAACUGGAUAAACCAUGGAGGAAAUUUGACUGGGGACAGAAAGAAGACCUAAAAAAAAAGCUUGAAAACUUCUGUCCAAGUCAUCCAGAAGUAAACUACAUCAAGAUCCUGGUAGCUGGAGAAGUUGGAGCCGGAAAGUCCAGCUUUAUUAACUCACUCGAUAGCACCUUUCUGGGACGGAUCUCCUCUAGAGCACUAGUUGAUACAUCUGGUGGUGACAGUCAUAGUUUCACUAAAAAUCUCAAAGGAUUCACCAUCAGAAGUGGGAAAAAAGCAUUGCCCUUCGUCUUCAAAGACAUCAUGGGAUUGGAACCUGAAGCAUUUGAAGGAUCGCAAACAGAAGAUAUCAUCAAUACUGUGUUUGGUCACGUGAAGGACGGCUAUGAAUUCAACGAAGAGAAGCCACUCAAUUUUAAGGAUCAACAAUUCAACCAAAACCCCAACCUCUCCGACCAGUGUUUCUGCCUGGUUUACGUCCUACCUGCAGAUAUAUUCCAAUACACAGAUGAUCGUCUUAUUGACAAGCUGAAGAUCAUCCGCAAGAGAAUCAGUGAAAAGGGGAUUCCUCAAGUGGUUGUCAUGACUAAAAUGGAUGAAGCAUGUCCACUGGUCAAUAAAGAUCUGAAAAAGAUGUACACUAGCAAGAAAAUCAAGGAGAAGAUGGAGUUGUGCAGUGCUAAAUUAGGUGUGCCAAUGACAAACAUAUUCCCUGUGAAGAACUACCACAAUGAGAUCGACACAGAUGAUGACAUUGAUGUUCUGUUACUAAAGGCUCUUGAACAGAUUGUUCAGCUUGCUGAUGAUAGAUUGGAGGAUAUUGAUAGCUACUGAGAAAAAUAAAGUAAUUUCUGCAAUUCUCAAGUGUAGUUUUCUAAUAUACUUUGCUUUGCUCACCAUGAGCAUCUAAUGUAAAAUGCUUUGGAUAAAAGCACCUGCUAAAUGCUUAAAUGUAAACGUAAAUUCAGGAUUUAGAAUUUAGCUGUGAGUAUCGUAGUCUUUGGCUUUGACCGGCAUGUGCAUCUUAUUUCAGCAGAUAAUCUUAACCAUUGCAAAAUUUGUCUUUGAAUGAAUCUUUAUUCCAGUGGCUACUGUGAUUUCCCAAGUAUAUAUGGCACAGACUAGUAGCCUACUGUAAUACUUGGGAAGUCGGAGCCUAAUGGUUAGAGAGUCAGACUCGCAAUUCAAAGGUUGUGAGUUUGAGUCUUGGGCUAGCAGGAAUUGUAGGUGUGGGGAGUUAAUGUACAGUCCUCUUCUCACCUUCUCCACCUUCUUCUUCAUGUUAGUGCAUGCGUGCGUGUGUGAGCACUUUGGAUGGGUUAAAUGCAGAGCAUGAAUUCCGAGCAUGGGUCACCAUACUGGGUGUAUGUCACAUCACUUUCAAACAGUGGCUAAACAGCAGCAAUAAAUAUCUACUGCAAAUUAGGAUGUCUGAAAUUAAGAAAAAGUUUUUUUUUAAUACAGGUUCCAAGCUGAAAAUUUAUUUGCAUUAACUGUAUUAAUUUAUGUAAUCAUUUUUCACAUUAUUAUUAUAAUGAAUACUUUUAAAGUGCUACACCAACCUGAACAAAACUUAUGGGGUCUGUUGUAUUAUUUUCUUUUCACAUGGCACAAGAUGGCUUUCUUGAAUGUCGGUUACACAAAAAAUGACAG
This is a messenger RNA of Carassius gibelio (silver crucian carp), 1835 nucleotides long. Its product is annotated as interferon-induced protein 44-like. The record is from RefSeq and is a predicted model, not a curated record. The coding region runs from base 126 to 1016 and encodes 296 amino acids. The transcript is spliced from 7 exons. NCBI's taxonomy places the organism in Eukaryota, Metazoa, Chordata, Actinopteri, Cypriniformes, Cyprinidae.